AUGGUUUCAAAUGUGACAUUAUGCCUUGGCACUUUAUUUCGUGAAAUAAACAAUGUCGAAUGCUUAAUUACUCGUAAAAUAGGAUCAAUUAUAUUACUUGUAUCAAUGUUUUCAAUUAUAUUUAAUGUUCGUUUUAUUUAUUGGUCAUCUUAUCAUCGACAUCUUCGAUUUCGUCAUUACUCGUUAGUGUUAUCAAUGGUUUUAUCGUCAACAUCAGUAAUAAUUGUUAUAGUGCCAUCAAUAUUUAUCCAAUGUUUAUCUUGUCAUCGAUUGUGUUCAUCAUUUUAUUGUCAAUUAGAAGGUUUUGUUUCUUAUUUAAAUGGUUGCGUUCAUAUGUUUACGCUAAUGAUGAUAUCAGUUAUUCGUUAUGCUACAGUUUUCGAAACCAAUAUACAAAAUCGAUUCAUUGAUCAACAUUCAUAUUGGACAGUUAUAGUUUGUUGGUUAUUUGGCCUUAUUUUUGCAUUACCACCAUUAUUUAAUUGGAAUAAAUAUACACCUGAAGGAAUUGGUUUUCAUUGUGGACUAAAUUGGUUUGAUCGAUCACUUAGUUCACUUAUUUAUUUCAUAUUAGCUUUUGCAUUCAUUUACUUCAUUCCAUUAGUUGUAUUAUUAGUUAUUAAUAUAUAUGUUUAUUGUAAAAUUCGAUCUUUACUUAAUCGUGCAACAAGAAUAUCAAAAUCCAAUCUUUUAUUAAAUAUAUCUUAUCAAAAACAUCAAUCAACUUCGUUAAGUUCAUCAUCAAAGAGUAGUUCAACAACUAAAUGUGAAAAACUUGGUUUUCCUAUUGAAGCAAAUUCAAUGAAUCUAAAUUCUCGAUUAGCUAUUCGUCAAAUGCGUACCUUGCAGUUAAAUUAUUUCAUGCGAUU
Molecule: messenger RNA, 869 nt
Organism: Rotaria sp. Silwood1
Lineage: Eukaryota; Metazoa; Rotifera; Eurotatoria; Philodinida; Philodinidae
Source: the annotation of a GenBank genome assembly